ACAAUAAGCUCGUCGAAAAAGUGCCGGUAAUUGUCUAGACGAAUCCCCAUUUUCCUUUGUAUUUUGACUCACUACGCAAAUAAAGUGAAAAUUCUAAAAAAUGUCGACCUUGACGCCUCUUGAAGCUAACCCCGAGGUGCUGACCAAGUACAUACAUAAACUGGGCGUGUCGCCAGCCUGGUCGGUAACUGACGUCAUUGGAUUGGAUGAGGAUACCUUGGAAUGGAUUCCACGUCCCGUCAAGGCGUUUAUUUUGCUCUUUCCUUGCAGCGAAACUUAUGAAAAACAUCGCGCUGAGGAGCAUGAGCGUAUUAAGGAGGUGCAGGAGCAGCAUCCUGCCGAUCUCUUCUAUAUGCGCCAAUUCACCCACAACGCAUGCGGAACCGUUGCCUUGAUCCACAGCGUGGCCAACAACAAGGAAGUAAGCAUUGAUAGCGGAGUACUGAAGACCUUCCUGGAGAAGACAGCCUCACUUUCGCCGGAAGAGCGUGGCCAGGCCUUGGAGUCCGACGUGGACUUCACCGCCGAUCACCAGGCUCUGGCUCAGGAGGGUCAAACCAAUGCCGCCGAGCACGAGACAGUGAACCAUCACUUUAUCGCACUGGUGAACAAGGACGGCACUCUGUACGAGUUGGACGGCCGCAAGUCCUUCCCGAUUAAGCAUGGCGCGACUUCGGAGGAAACAUUCGUCAAGGAUGCGGCCAAGGUCUGCAAGGAGUUCAUUGCCCGUGAUCCCGACGAAGUGCGCUUCACCGUUCUGGCUCUGACUGCCGCGCAGGAUUAGACCGGAUCUGAUCUCACACUAUGAAUACCACCAAGAUCCCUGAUCUGCCAGAAUAUACAUUUAUUAUACAACUAUUUUUUUAAUCCGGCUGUAAAAAGGCGAACGAAGCCCCGCCUUUGAGCCAGCCAACAGUUUACGCAUAUUUAUUUUGCCUUGAGCCAAAGCCAGACAUGUAUUGGGAACCCUAAGAUUGUUAUUAAAGAGUGCACUCGAGCUUGAUGCUAAGCUUAUACUAAA
Messenger RNA from Drosophila ficusphila, 1021 nucleotides. It is a transcript of the gene Uch, whose product is annotated as ubiquitin carboxyl-terminal hydrolase. Bases 101 to 784 code for a protein of 227 amino acids. The record is from RefSeq and is a predicted model, not a curated record. Gene Ontology annotation, cellular component: cytoplasm. The transcript has 4 exons. Gene Ontology annotation, molecular function: cysteine-type deubiquitinase activity. Gene Ontology annotation, biological process: protein deubiquitination; ubiquitin-dependent protein catabolic process. NCBI's taxonomy places the organism in Eukaryota, Metazoa, Arthropoda, Insecta, Diptera, Drosophilidae.